Messenger RNA from Labeo rohita (rohu), 1768 nucleotides. RefSeq names its product arylalkylamine N-acetyltransferase 2 (gene aanat2). Gene Ontology annotation, cellular component: cytoplasm. Gene Ontology annotation, biological process: circadian rhythm; response to light stimulus. The transcript is spliced from 4 exons. Lineage: Eukaryota; Metazoa; Chordata; Actinopteri; Cypriniformes; Cyprinidae. The record is from RefSeq and is a predicted model, not a curated record. The coding region runs from base 501 to 1130 and encodes 209 amino acids. Gene Ontology annotation, molecular function: aralkylamine N-acetyltransferase activity.
GUCAUUGUCUGAGCAUGUUAGUGGAUCGCCACAGAAAUAAUCUGUCGUGAGUCAAUGAUGACUCAAACAACAAACAAACAGAAUAAUGAUGCCACAGUGUUUUAGUCAGCUUGUGUUGACACUGAAUGCCUCCUAAUAGCGUUUAGCCUAUGUUUCACGGGUCAGUAAGCAAUUUAUUAUCUCAUAAUCUCAACUUCUGUAACACGAUUUAAAUGGUCAGAUGUUAGGAUAAUCAAGUGUCUUGUAUUACAGGAUUUGAGAAAUAUAAGGAUGCUCAUAUAGAUUCUACACUGAACAGCAGUUCAGAUGAUGAUUGGAAUUACUCUUAGGGGUCACUGAAGGUCAAGUCAUCUUAAAUUGAAGUGGCUCCUCCUAUGAUGUCAUCUGAGGUCCAGUAUUAACCCAGAGCUUCCCCCAUUGACUCGGGAAGUAUCGGGAAGUACUGGAUUCAUCAGGCUUCAGCCACUUAUUGAACACAGUCAGAAGUGUGCGCGUGUCAGAUGAUGGCACCGCAGGUCGUCAGCUCACCCUUCCUGAAGCCAUUCUUCCUGAAGACGCCGAUAAGCGUCGCCAGUCCUCGGCGGCAGCGUCGACACACGUUACCUGCGAGCGAGUUCCGUAAUCUCACCCCACAGGACGCCAUUAGCGUGUUUGAGAUUGAGAGAGAAGCGUUUAUCUCUGUUUCUGGAGAAUGUCCACUCACCCUUGAUGAGGUGCUUAGUUUCCUUGGCCAGUGUCCUGAGCUCUCGAUGGGAUGGUUUGAAGAGGGCCAGCUGGUGGCCUUCAUCAUUGGAUCUGGCUGGGACAAAGAGAAACUAGAACAGGAGGCCAUGACUACACACGUCCCAGACUCUCCAACGGUACACAUCCACGUGUUGUCUGUGCACCGCCACUGUCGACAGCAGGGCAAAGGCUCCAUCUUGCUUUGGCGCUAUCUCCAGUACUUGCGCUGUCUCCCCGGUCUACGUCGGGCCCUGCUGGUCUGCGAGGAGUUCCUGGUGCCCUUCUACCAGAAAGCUGGCUUUAAGGAGAAGGGUGCCUCGGCCAUCAGCGUGGGGGCGUUGGCCUUCACAGAGAUGGAGUAUCCACUUGGAGGCCUGGCUUAUGCACGACGAAACAGCGGAUGUUAGUUUCCUUAGCUCGUUCAAUCUGGAUUCGGGACACCAUGCGUAGAUUCUGGAUGGCUCUUGGCAAUCACAGGCUCAAAGCCCAGUUACCACCUGAGCAAGGAACCAGAGACUUACCUAUGCACUCAUUUAAAGAGAUUGGAGCCUUUACAUUUGGGUAUAUAAAGGCUACAAAUAUUGGUUGUUUACUACAUUUUUUUCUUGUGUACUGCUGAAGAUACACAGCACACUUUACUGGUCAGAAAACAGUGGUUGUUUUAACAGUUAAUAAAGAAAUUCUUUAUUUUUUAUUUGGAAAAAUAAUCACCAUAUUCAAAAAAACAAUUAGUUUAAUCAAUAAAAAAUGAUAUUCUUUAAUUUAAUAACAUUUAACAUUAACAUUCUCCUGGUAAAAAAAAAAAGUCUGUUAUUAUUUAUUUUUAAUAACUUUCCAACUCUUUGGAUUGCAAGUGGACAAUGAAAUGUUGAAUAUAUUGUAGAAACAAAUCUUCCUUAUAUAUUACUGCAUUUGUGACAAUGUAUUUUGGAAAUGCAAAAUAAGUAUACAGUGUAUGAACUGAUGUAAACUUUAAUUAGAAUGUCAUUAAACGUUCUCUGUGGCAUUAGUCAUACUAUCAUGUGUAUCUAAUCAAAAAUAAAAA